AUGCGAGACCCAUACACCAAAUAUUCUCAACUCAGUUAUCCCGAUGGAGUGAAAGGCGAUUCAGUCUCACUGGAUCCUUUCAAUCAAGGUCCCUAUGUGGGAGUCAGUGAUGGCAGAAUUCUCAAAUACAAUGGAACUGAUUUUGUGGAUUUUGCUUAUCUUUCCCCAAACAGAACGAAGCAAAUAUGCGAUGGUACAACAGACAUAAGUUUGAGCACAACAUGUGGAAGGCCAUUAGGAUUCAGUUUCGAUCCUCUAACAGGAUAUCUUUAUAUUGUGGGGGCUUAUGGUGGCUUUUAUAGAGUAAGCCCACGGGGAGGUCUAGCUACGAAACUUGCUACAGAAGUAAAUGGCGUGCCAUUUCAUUUUCUCCAAGGCAUUGACUUCGAUCCAAUCAGAAGAGUUGUUUAUUUUACAGAUACCAGUUUGGUAUUCAGCUUCACGGACAUUCUCUUGGGAAAUCCUCUUAUUCCAGAUGAUUCGACCGGAAGAUUGAUAGAAUAUGACACUAAAACUAAAACUUUGAGAUUAUUAUUAGACAAACUUCCUCUUCCUUCAGGACCAGCAGCUAGUGGAGAUGGUACAUUUGUAUUAUACAGCUCGGUGAUUACUAAACAAAUUUUCAAGUAUUCUCUUCCUCUCAUAGGGCCAUUGCCAGCAAAACCCCAGGCUUUGUUGAAUUUAACGGGUUCCCCUCUCAAAAUAAAGAAAGCCCCAGAAGUUGGGUCAUUUUGGGUGCCCGUAAACGUGUUGCUUCAAGUAAGACCUCGUCUGGUUCACGCAUUUGGUUUUAAGUUCAAUUCAAAUGGAGAUGUGAUUUUGAUAAAGGAUUUUGCUGCGGAGUAUUCCCAAGCUCAAGUGAAUGUGGUGCAGGAGUAUGACAGUUUCCUUGGACUUGGAGGAAGAACAUUGUACGUUGGAUCAGUUAUGGUUUCUAAUGUUGGAGUCUACGCAACAAAGUGA
Messenger RNA from Oldenlandia corymbosa var. corymbosa, 963 nucleotides. The record is from the annotation of a GenBank genome assembly. Lineage: Eukaryota; Viridiplantae; Streptophyta; Magnoliopsida; Gentianales; Rubiaceae.